AUGAAGUAGGUGGGUCACACCGAGAUAAGAGUACUGGCAAGAAGCCCAUGAUGCACUGCAAGCCUGGGCUUUCUCACGAUCAGAAAUUGGAAAAUAGUAAUUGCCUUAGACAUCCGUAGUGCUUGGGUUGCACAGUACUCAGACGCUUGGUGACCACGAUGGUUAUAUUACGUGGAAAUGCUCUACGCAUAAUAAUGAAAACAUAAUGCGGAGAAACUUUGACCAUUCCACAUCUCAUAGGUUUCAUCUCAGCUUCAUACUUUGUUCAAUAACCAUCAAUAUUCCGUCGGAUACGAAACUGAAUGGUUGAUUCUAUGGCUGAGAGUAAGCGCGAAGUCUAGCGGAUUUCAUUGCAGCUCGCUUCUCUCAACACUAUCAUGGUAAAAACCUUCCGCUCCUGAUCUACAAGAAAGGCGAAGGCAAGGGUUGACGGACCUCAUACCGACGAAUCACCACCGACUAAACGCUGUGGGGACGGAAGGGUCUGGAAAGCGGCUGAUGGUCAUCAUGGCGAGGUGGUGGAAAGCGGCGCCCCGUGACCGUGUGCUGGAGGUUGGCUGGUGGCUGGCGGUGCCUCUCUUGCUGUUGCUGGUGGGCGGCGUCCGGCAGGUGGAAGCGAGCGAGAGGGGCUCGGCCGCCGAGCAGCAGCGGCGGCAGCAGCAGCAGCAGCAUCAAGGUGGGGGCGAGGAGGCGGCGGCGGCAUCGGCCGCGGCGACCAACAGCGACGGCGCCAACGCCUCGUCCAACCUGUGCCAGGGCUCGUACAAGUGCAGCGAGGGCGUGAUCCUGCCGGUGUGGUACCCGCAGGACCCGUCGGUGGGCGACAAGGUGGCGCGGGCCAUCGUCUACUUCGUGGCGAUGAUCUACAUGUUCCUGGGCGUCUCCAUCAUCGCCGACCGCUUCAUGUCGUCGAUCGAGGUGAUCACCUCGCAGGAGCGGGAGAUCACGGUGAAGAAGCCGAACGGCGAGACCAGCACCACCACCGUGCGCCUGUGGAACGAGACCGUGUCCAACCUGACCCUGAUGGCGCUGGGCUCCUCGGCGCCGGAGAUCCUGCUGUCGGUGAUCGAGGUGUGCGGGCACGGCUUCCGCGCCGGCGAGCUGGGGCCCAGCACCAUCGUGGGCAGCGCGGCCUUCAACACCUUCGUGAUCAUCGCCAUCUGCGUGUACGUGGUGCCCGACGGCGAGGUGCGCCGGAUCAAGCACCUGCGGGUGUUCUUCGUCACCGCCGCCUGGAGCAUCUUCGCCUACGCCUGGCUCUACCUGAUCCUGGCCGUCAUCUCGCCCGGCGUCGUCGACCUCUGGGAGAGCCUACUCACCUUCAUCUUCUUCCCGCUGUGCGUGGUCUUCGCCUGGGUGGCGGACCGCCGCCUCCUCUUCUACAAGUACAUGUACAAGAAGUACCGGGCGGGCAGGCACCGCGCCAUCAUCAUCGAGACCGAGGCCGAGCGGCCCGAGGCCGACCCCGCCGCCUCGGCCGCCGCCGCCUCCUCGGCCAAAGUGGACAUCGAGAUGGACGGCAAGAUGUUCAACUCGCUGCAGGAAGGCGCGGCCUCCACCUCGUCCUCGACGCCGCCCGCCUCGCCCCGGCCGUCCGCCGAGCCCGCCCUCGACGGAGCCGCCUCCGCCGGAGCCCCGGCGCUCUCCAAGGACCAGGAGGAGGAGUCGAGGCGGGAGAUGGCGCGCAUCCUGAAGGAGCUGAAGCAGAAGCACCCGGACAAGGAGAUGGAGCAGCUGAUCGAGCUCGCCAACUACCAGGUGCUGAGCCAGCAGGCCAAGAGCCGCGCCUUCUACCGCAUCCAGGCCACCCGCCUCAUGAUCGGCGCCGGCAACAUCCUCAAGCGCCACGCCGCCGACCAGGCCCGCAAGGCCGUCUCCAUGCAGGAGGUCAGGCCCGAGAUCGACGAGGGCCCCGUCAGCCGCGUCUACUUCGACCCGGGCAGCUACCAGUGCCUGGAGAACUGCGGCUCGGUGGCGCUGACCGUGGUCCGGCGGGGAGGGGACCUCACCCGCACCCUCACCGUCGACUACCGCACCGAGGACGGCACCGCCAACGCCGGCUCCGACUACGAGUUCACCGAGGGCAGCCUGGUCUUCAAGCCGGGCGAGACGCACAAGGAGAUCCUGGUGGGGAUUAUCGACGACGACAUCUUCGAGGAGGACGAGAACUUCUGCGUCCACCUCAGCAACCUGAGGGUGGGCGGCCCGGGGCCCGCGGCCGGGCCGCUGAGCGGGAACCAGCAGCCGGCCGCCGGCGCCCCGACCACGCCUGCGCCGGGCGCGGGCCCACUUAGCGCGCAGGCGCCCUCGCCCAAACUCGGCGGCGGCGGCGGUGGUGACGUAAACGACGCCACCUCGGUCUCCAGCGCCAACACGUCGGCCGUCCCCGCCCCGCCCCCCGGCGCCACGGCCAACCACGUGGCGGGCGCGGCGCUGUCGUCCGUCGCCGAGGUCGCGUGCCUGUGCGCGCCGUCGACCGCCAACGUCACCAUCUUCGACGACGACCACGCGGGCAUCUUCACGUUCGAGGAGAAGGUGACGCACGUGAGCGAGAGCGUGGGCGUCAUGGAGGUGAAGGUGCUGCGCGCGUCGGGGGCGCGAGGCACCGUGGUGGUGCCCUACCGCACGAUCGAGGGCAGCGCGCGCGGCGGCGGCGAGGACUUCGAGGACACGGCCGGCGAGCUCGAGUUCGACAACGACGAGAUUGUGAAAACCAUUACCAUUAAUAUAGUUGACCGUGGGGAAUAUGAAAAGCAAGGCAGUUUCUUCAUUGCACUUGGUGAACCUGUAUGGAUCAGAAGAGGAAUGAAAGGUGAUACUGAAGAUAAUCAGGCCAUUGCAAAUAAAAAUGACGAAGAACGGCGGAUAGCUGACAUGGGCCGUCCUGUCCUUGGAGAAAAUACAAAGUUAGAAAUUAUAAUUGAAGAAUCCUAUGAAUUUAAGAAUACUGUGGACAAACUGAUAAAGAAGACAAACUUAGCCUUGGUUGUGGGGACGAACAGUUGGAGGGAUCAGUUUAUUGAAGCUGUCACUGUCAGUGCUGGAGAAGAUGACGACGACGAUGAAUGUGCUGAGGAGAAACUGCCUUCAUGCUUUGACUAUGUGAUGCACUUUCUGACUGUCUUCUGGAAAGUUCUAUUUGCUAUUGUACCUCCUACGGAGUACUGGAAUGGCUGGGCCUGCUUUGUAGUUUCCAUUUUUAUGAUUGGCAUCCUAACUGCAAUUAUUGGUGACUUGGCUUCCCAUUUUGGCUGUACCAUUGGACUGAAGGACUCUGUUACUGCAGUAGUGUUUGUUGCAUUGGGAACCUCUGUUCCAGAUACCUUUGCCAGUAAAGUAGCUGCAAUUCAAGACCAGUAUGCUGAUGCUUCUAUUGGUAAUGUGACUGGGAGCAAUGCUGUGAAUAUUUUCUUAGGAAUUGGGGUGGCCUGGACAGUUGCAGCAAUCUAUUGGAAUGCUCAGGGAAAGAAGUUUGAGGUGCUGCCUGGAAACCUGGCCUUUUCAGUCACUCUCUAUACUAUAUUUGCUUUCAUAAACUUUGGUGUGUUACUGUACCGAAGGAAGCCAGAGAUUGGUGGCGAGUUGGGUGGACCACGGACUGCCAAGAUUUUAACCUCAGUAAUUUUCACUUUGCUUUGGUUAAUGUACAUUCUUUUCUCAUCUCUGGAGGCCUAUUGCUACAUAAAGGGCUUCUAAUAGUGAACAGAACAUGAACAAAAUGGACGUUUAGUAUUUCACUCACCUGCUAAUGGAAUGCUAACUUCUGAGAGGAUUCCUUUUACUAGGUAGAAGUGGAUCUCGCAGUAUUCCAUCUGCAGGGGCAUCAUAACAGCAAAGGCUAUGAAUGUAGGGCUUAAUCUGCUACUGUACAAAUAAUUAUACCAAAUGGGAAAUAUUUUUUAUUGAUGAUAAAGAGCCUAAAGCAGUAUUUAUGGCACUUUUAACAGCAGUAGCAUGCCCUCCUCCAUUUAUGGAAUGAUGCCUCUGUACUAAUGUGACUGUAUGAGAUCAAAUUGCUUAACACACAAGAAAAAUGGCUCAUCCUGUUAUUUUGUUUUGUUUUGGAUCUGCGUGCCCUACACUUCAUUUAACAUAUUGUGUGCUGACAGCUCCUGAUUAAACUCUAGUGUUGUCAACAUCUUGGAGUUUUUGAUUUAAUUUAAUCUGGGUUCCUUAGU
Hemiscyllium ocellatum (epaulette shark) is the source of this 4178-nucleotide messenger RNA. RefSeq names its product sodium/calcium exchanger 1-like. Bases 499 to 3696 code for a protein of 1065 amino acids. Gene Ontology annotation, biological process: sodium ion transmembrane transport; cell communication; calcium ion import across plasma membrane. The transcript has 7 exons. Gene Ontology annotation, cellular component: axon; postsynapse; sarcolemma. NCBI's taxonomy places the organism in Eukaryota, Metazoa, Chordata, Chondrichthyes, Orectolobiformes, Hemiscylliidae. Gene Ontology annotation, molecular function: calcium:sodium antiporter activity. The record is from RefSeq and is a predicted model, not a curated record.